Messenger RNA from Macrosiphum euphorbiae (potato aphid), 1251 nucleotides. The record is from the annotation of a GenBank genome assembly. Lineage: Eukaryota; Metazoa; Arthropoda; Insecta; Hemiptera; Aphididae.
AUGCUCAUUGAGUACAGCUUGAACUUGCAGAACCAGUUUAAACAAUUUAGAGAACUCCAACAGAAAGAUCUAAGAUUAAAUAAAAUUAGGUCAAAAAUCGAGAAAAAGGCAGACAAACGAUUUAUGGUAUUCAAAGGAAUAUUAUUUUCCGUGGAUCGACACCAGAAAUACCAGGCAAUGAUACCGGAGAGUAUGGGACACCAAGUUAUUAAGGAAACUCACGAACAUUUCGGUCAUGUGGGCACUUAUAAAAUCUACGAAUUACUACGCUAUCAAUAUCAGCUCAAAAAUAUGUAUCGGAAUGUUAAAAAAAUUGUAAAAUCAUGCGAUUUAUGCCAAAAAAGCAAAAUCAACAACCAAUUGACUAGGGGACCCUUAUUGUCAAAUAUUCCGGAGGGACCACGAUGUACAGUUUCAUUAGAUUUAAUGGGGCCACUACCUAAAGGCCAAUACAACAUGAGAUACAUCUUGGCAAUAAUUGAUAUAUUCUCCAAGUAUGUAAAAUUAUACGCAAUACGCCGUGCUACCACAGAUACCAUAUUAAAGAAAAUCACUGAUGAUUAUAUUCCAAAAUAUGGGCCGGUAAAGAAGAUACUGACAGAUAACGGUACCCAAUUCAGGAACGACAAAUGGAUAAAACAACUGCAAGCCGCAAGGAUACAAGCAGUAUUCACCACCACAUAUCACCCUGAAGGUAAUCCGAUAGAACGCACCAACCGAGAAAUAGGACGUAUACUACGUACCUACUGCCACUCCAAACAUGAGGGAUGGGUAAAAUGGAUCAGCACGAUAGAAUUUUGGCUAAACCAUACCACUCACGAAUCAACAGGAUAUACCCCACAACAAAUAAUGUUCGGUAGUCGUCACAUCCUGACUAUUGAUAAAUUGUUAGAUUUUCCGACAGUACAAGGAGACACCACUGAGAAAAUCACAUGUCAUUUAAUAAAAAGCCGGUUAGAAAAAAAAGCCGCCGCAAGAAAUAAAAUCAAAGACAAGAAUAAGAAAUUCAUCACCUAUCUACCUGGACAGCAAGUACUUGUAAAAGAGCACCGCCUUUCCUCGGCGGAGGACAAGACUAUUCACAAGUUUUUCUUAUUAUAUCACGGGCCGUAUAAAAUUUCCGAAGUAAGGGGAAACAAUACCGUGGUCGUAGAAGUGGAACCAGGAAAGAAUCGAACGCAUAAUAUGAAGGAAGUCAAGCUAUACAUUCCACCGGAUCCUGGGGAAGGACAACGAAUAAGCGCGGAAUAA